Kockovaella imperatae is the source of this 3244-nucleotide messenger RNA. RefSeq lists its product as hypothetical. The coding region runs from base 69 to 3203 and encodes 1044 amino acids. The transcript has 4 exons. The record is from RefSeq and is a predicted model, not a curated record. NCBI's taxonomy places the organism in Eukaryota, Fungi, Basidiomycota, Tremellomycetes, Tremellales, Cuniculitremaceae. Gene Ontology annotation, molecular function: guanyl-nucleotide exchange factor activity.
CUUCAAUUAUCCUUUUCCCGCAAUCCGCGAUACCUUUGCCUCUUUCAGCUGGUCCAGUUGUCUCACGCAUGCCGUCAAUGUCUUCGCCGCCGCCGCCGCCGCCGCCUCCUCCUCCCAUGGCGUCUACCAGAGCGCUCAGCUCCCGCUCACCAGAGAUGACUAGGUCUACACCUCCCAUCCCGUUUGCUCUACCCAGUUCCUAUCGUGUACAAUCACCUCGUCAACGUCCGCUGGCUCUGGCUUCCUUAGCUCCAUCCCCUAUUAGUCGACCACGUACCAGUGCCCCUAUCCUGAAUCGGUCACCUUCUGUGACUUCUACCUCCUCUUCAAGUUCCGGCUCGACCUAUUCUCAGCAAGUCUACACACCUCCAUUGACCUCUUCAGUUGCUCGAUCUAAGAAAGACAGACUUUUACCAGCCAUCCCGUUGAACAUUGACAAGCAGCAGAGUCAAAGUCCCGAUAACUCACAUAUAGACUUUCACGCCGUCGCCAAGGAACUUGUCGGCUCGAUAGCCGUCGCCAGUCUUCCAAGUCCAAUAUCUCCAUGUAAUCGUCUUUCCUCAAGACGCCAAGUAAACCAGCAUCUUCCACUAUCGCCUUUACCUUCGCCUACACCCCGGAGGGAAUCUCGACAAUCUCCGUUGGAAGCUGUCUUUGAUCCGUCAACACCACCGCCCACUCGACCGAGAAGACGAAGAGCCUCUGUGACGGAAUCCACAUUUCGAGCAGAAACAGCGACACCUGUGCCUGUGGACUUUCUUGUACCUCGGCCCCCUUACGCCCGAGCAGCUUCCCCGGCGUCCACAAGCACGACCAAUUCGACCAUCACUGAAGUUUCUACACCCAAAGUCAGGCGCAUUCCUGAUCAACCUGCCCCUCUUCCGCCACCGCCUGCAUCGUGCGGUCCGACCUUUCCAGAUCGCAGUACGACAGAGGACCGGGAUAGGGAUAUCACCAUCACACCGAUCGCAAAGAAGCGAGAUUCAACGCAACGUCGCUUGAGCGCACUGAGGGGCUUAGUCGCCAACUUGGACUUCAAUCAACACUGGUCGUUUGCAGGACAGUCGGAAGAAGCGACACCAAACGAUCAGGUCGAGACCAUCUUCUGGGCCUGCGGGGGUGAUCCACCCUUUGAACUGAAUCACUCUGGAUCUGAAUGCGAUUCUGAAAUCGAGGAGUCUCCAAAUCAACGUCUGAAGAUGAGUCCUCCACUCACCAGCCCGGUGCACAUGGGUACGCCUCCUCCGCCGCCCCCUUCUUUCUCUCCUCACGAUGGAAUGAACAUCACUACCCCGUCUAGACCGUUGCCCCGUCGCCUGCCGAGCUCUACGCCACCACGUCGACCUCGACUCUUUCGAUCAUCAUCCGACUUGCAUGCCAAGACUCCUGACCCACCUCGACCGGCCUCUCGCCAACGUCGCGAGUUCACUGGCGUCGCCUCGUCCGGGUACUCAAAGUCUCUCGAACGUAGCUCCUCUCCUGAAGAACUGGCCACGCCUCUGUCGACAUGGCGAUCAUGUUUGUCCAGCGAUAGGAUCCAUGAUCAAUUGCUGGCUCAGAACGGUACCAUGGAGAUCAAACGGCAGGAGAUCAUGUGGGAGAUGUGUGAGACUGAAAAGGCUUUUGUCAAAUCCAUGAAGACCGUCUUGCGCCUUUUUGCGACGCCAUUAAAGACUCCUCAAGGCAAGUGGAUCGACGGUAUCUCGGACAAGAUCUCUGAACUUUUCGACCUAUUGGAAUGUGUCGUCCAAGCGCAUUCCAUCAUCGCCUCGCAACAACGGGACCUCAGGCGAGCCAAUCAAGUCUUAGACGUCCGGACCUUUGUCGGCAUCUUCAAGUCUUGGGUCGACCGAUUGACCGUACAUGAGUGGUAUUUGGUCCGAUUCGAAGCCGUCGUCCAGACUGUGGAAGACAAUGUCAGAGAUUCGGACAGUGUCUUUGGCGAGUUCGUCAGAAUGCAAAUGAAGGAAGAGGUGUUGGGGUCCAUGUCUCUAGGGAGUAUGCUACUGAAGCCUGUUCAGAGGUUGACAAAGUAUCCGUUGUUCCUCAAGCGCCUUCUCGACGUGACGCCGCACUCACACCCAUGUCAAUCGGAUAUCCUGUCCCUUUUGAGCAGGACUGAGCAUAUCAUUCUCCACUUGCAAGCUGCCAAAGCCCGAAAGGACGAUCUUGACCACCUUGAAGUGCUCGAAUCCAAACUUGCAGGCCUGCCGGUUGGAUUCAGACUCGCUGUACCUGGUCGCAAGCUGCUGGGUCAUGGACAAGUGGUCCGACGGACACAGGGAUCCUCGCCGAGCCCCGUGUCUCGGAGUCGAGCGGGCAGCAUCCACAGUUCUCGAGGGUCCAUCUCAUCCACCAUCUCCUCAUCCAUCUCUCCUUGGGACUUUAUCGCCCAUGGGGGUCCCGCUGGAGGAGGCACGAGGAUCUCAAACUUCUCCACGACGUCCUCUCUGUCCUCUUACAACCCACCAUCUCGAUCCAAUUCCUUGGUUCGGGAUGUUCCGAUGACUUCACCAAGAGGUCCAUUAACAACCCAACACGGCCCGACCGUCACCAGAUCUCCAAGUACAGCUUCUGCAUCCUCAGCCUCGUGCUCCGUUACGGAUUGGAGACCUUCCACUCCGAGUUCGAUGAAGAGUCCCAGUAGCUUGCCUAGUUCGACCUCUAGUCUAUCAGGGUCGAGCCGCAAACGCUCUGCUGAAGAUCAAGUGGUCAUGUUGAUCUUUGAUGAUCUCGUGCUGGUGGGUCACACGAUACAUGAGCGGGGAUUGUUCAGUCACGCAAAGAAGAAGAAGGAUGACAAGGUGCUCAAGCUACUGGGAGAGGCUGAAGGGGGGAUUGGCAAGGUGGUCGAUGUAAGGGAUUGGACCGGUUGGCAAGGUCACGCAUCCCUCUUUACCCUAUCUUUAUCAGCUCCAUGCGAUCCAGAGAACCCCAUGACAUUCGCCUAUUCCAUUCCUAGCAAUCCCACACCGCUGUCGAAGCUCAAGACGGACAGACAGGGGACAACCAACAAUGCCGGCAACCUGUUCGGUCCGCCAAUAACUUCUUUGGGAGGUAUCAUCACUACUCUGUGCCAAGCGACUCAUUCGGAUCCUACGGGAACUUUGACUUCAUCCACGAGUGGGAACGCACUUGACCACGGGACGGAUGAGGAGGAUAUUGACAGUAUGGGCGUCUUGACAGAAUACCUUGCAGAGUAGAUGGGAACACGUGCAUGUCAAGUGCUCAACGCUAGCCAUGC